AUGGGUGCCCUCUACUACGCUUUCCACCCAAACCAAUUGCGGUCCAUCAUCCAAUGGAAGAUGUGGCACGAUCCCGUUCACAGGCGAACGCCCGAGAAGGAGAGCCCCGAACUGCGAAAGUGCUUCGAGCUGCUCGACUUGACGAGCCGUAGCUUUUCGUCCGUCAUUCAGGAGCUCAACCCGGAGCUCCUCGUCCCUGUCUGCCUGUUCUAUCUCUGCCUCCGCGGUCUCGACACGAUUGAGGAUGACAUGACGCUCUCUGUCGAGAAGAAGGUGCCGCUUCUGAGGAAAUUCGAUGAGUGCAUGGAGACGGAUGGCUGGACGUUCACCGAGAGCGGCCCCAACGAAAAGGACCGCGAGCUCCUGGUCCACUUCGAUGUCGUGAUCACCGAGCUCAAGAAGCUCAAGCCCGUCUACUACGAUGUCAUCAAGGACAUCACCAUCAAGAUGGGCAACGGCAUGGCCGACUACAUCAACGCCCCCUUCGGCGUCGAGAAGAUCACCGAGUACGAGCUGUACUGCCACUACGUUGCCGGUCUUGUUGGCGAGGGCCUCACCAAGCUCUUCGUCCGGGGCAACCUUGCAAACCCCCGCCUCGAGGAGAGGCCGGAGCUGACCGAGUCGAUGGGUCAGUUUCUGCAGAAGACCAACAUCAUCCGUGAUGUCCACGAAGACUUCGAGGACAACCGCAGCUUCUGGCCCAAGGAGAUCUGGAGCAAGCACGUCGACACGUGGGAGGAUCUCUUCAAGCCCGAGAACCGCGAAAAGGCAAUGCAGUGCAGCUCCGAGAUGGUUCUCAAUGCGCUCAAGCACGCCGAGGACUGCCUGUUCUACAUGGCCGGCAUGCGCGACCAGAGCUGCUUCAACUUUGUCGCCAUUCCCCAGAGCAUGGCCAUUGCCAGUCUCGAGCUUGUCUUCCGCAACCCCCGCCUCUUCGACAGCCACCUCAAGAUCUCCAAGGGUGAUGCUUGCCAGCUCAUGAUUGAGUCGACGCAGAACCUGUUUGUCGUGUGCGACAUCUUCAAGCGUUACGUCCGGAGGAUACACAAGAAGAACGACCCCCGCGACCCCAACUAUGUCCCCAUCAGUGUGCAGUGCGCCAAGAUCGAGCAGUUCAUCGACACUCUGUACCCGAGGCAAGACCCUGACAAGCUCAACGUGGAGCAGAAGAAGAAGGACGCCAAGGAUCCCAGCAUGGACCCUGGCGAGGCAGCCGUUCUUCUCGGCAUCACGCUGCUGACGCUCCUCUUUGUCUCUGGUCUCAUGAUUGGCACGGCGUGGUUCUUCGGCGCACGCUUCGAUGGUCUCUGGUCUGGACUCUUCGGCUCGUCACAAAACGAGACGUACAGCUGGCCUACCGGCGGCGAGGCCGUUCCCUCGGCAGUGCCUUCGAUCGAGCAUCCCGAGCUGUAA
This is a messenger RNA of Verticillium nonalfalfae, 1413 nucleotides long. RefSeq names its product Farnesyl-diphosphate farnesyltransferase (gene FDFT1). The coding region runs from base 1 to 1413 and encodes 470 amino acids. NCBI's taxonomy places the organism in Eukaryota, Fungi, Ascomycota, Sordariomycetes, Glomerellales, Plectosphaerellaceae. The record is from RefSeq and is a predicted model, not a curated record. The transcript has 4 exons. Gene Ontology annotation, biological process: farnesyl diphosphate metabolic process; ergosterol biosynthetic process. Gene Ontology annotation, cellular component: endoplasmic reticulum membrane. Gene Ontology annotation, molecular function: squalene synthase [NAD(P)H] activity.